UCAUCAAAUAGUGACAAACAAUCGGUAGAAAGAGCCCGUGCGUAUAAAUUCACUUACUUCAUUCAUAAAAAGUAUAUUGUGCCUCCAUGACCCAAGAGUACGAUAGUAACGUAUACGUCACUGAGAGUAGCGUAUCGAGUCCCCCCACCUAACCCCCACUCUACUCAAAGCUGCGCAAACGUGCUCGUUCCUUCCGUAAAUAUGGUUAUGUUUCAGUUGAUACGACGGCUUCGGUGGAUAUACACGGGUCUGAUUAAAAAUAUUUGUAUUUAAAUUAUAUAUUAAUUAGUACAUUGUGUUGAUCGUAUAAAAUAUGGAAGCUAUUUGGAAUAGAGUUCACAUCGAACAUCCACCAAAUAUUACGUGGCGCAUUGAAACUCAGAAAUUUGAUAUCGUGGGACUUCAGACGACGUUAAAACAUAUUAUUAAGGAUUUAGAAUCCCAAAAUGAUAUACAUGUAGAAGCAGCAAUGUUAAGUAGGUUAAUUUAUCGAAUGAAAUGUAAAUUUCGUAACGAUAAGGGUUUUAAGAAUAUGGAGAAAGUGAACAGAGCUUUACUCAAUUACUUAAAUUUAGCACUUGAAAAGGAAUAUAAGAAUUUUAAGAGUUAUAUAGAAUUAAGUGAUAUGUUUGUUACGUUGCCAAGCAAACAAAUGUUAGAGUACAUUCUUGUCAGAACUCAAGGUUUUGCAAAGCUUUUAGCUAGGGUGGAAGAAGUUGCAAAGUGUGCUGGUACUUUUUUACGUACUCGUAUUAUCUUGGGUCAUGCAUGGACUGUUACGCUUGUAGCAUAUGCUAUCAUUAGUAGAAUUUGGGUCUUAUCGAAAUAUUUAGUUAAAAGAUCUUGCAUUUGGUAUAAUGGGCUCUAUCAAUUUUUGAGUUCAUUCAAAAUAAUAGGUCUUCCUUGGCUUUCAAAAAAAGACAAUUUACCAUCUGAUUUAAAAACAUGGCUUGCUUUACCAUGGCUCGAUGAAAAUGAAUCAAGCAUCCCUGAAGAAAAUAUUUUGAAAGACAAGAUGUUCAAAUUAAUUGAACUACAAGAUGAUAAUUUAGACACAGAUUUAACUUUUGACUUUAAAGAUAAGUUGAUAGAAUUAGAAACUACUGAUUCUAUCUGUGAUAUAUCAGAAAAUAUUUCAAAGCCAAGUAUUUCAAAGAAUGUUAGUGAACUUUCUAUUCAUAUGGAUGAUGAUCUUGGAGAAGUUGUUAAUCGUUCAAGCUGUGCAUUAAAUCUUAAUAAAAGAAAACGUAAGGAGAAGAAAUCAAUAGAAAAGCAAAAACAAUCAAUAAAUAAUGAAGAGCAUGAAAGUGAUACAAAACAAAUAGUUACAUUCAAAUCUAAAAAACAAACACAGAAAGAAGAAAAAAGCUCUUCUUUACUUAAUAUCCAUAAAACUACACUAUGUCAAUUAGAACCUAAAGCAAACAAAAAUAAAAAGAAAAAGAAAUUGAUUUAAUCAAAUAAUACAAUCUCAAAUGAAAAUGUUACUUCUCAUUUUAAUAAUAUGAGAAAAUUAGAUUUAAUUAUACCUUUACAUAAGAAUUGUUAUUAAAAAAUGAGUAAGUUACAAUGGAAUAUUAUUAAAAAAAGUUCAAUAAUUUACUGGGACAAUCAAACGAAUGUAUUGACGAGAAGAAGCAAUUAUUAAUUAGGAAAACAAUUAAUAUUAUACAAAAAAUUAAUUUAAUGUUAUAAUUUGAAAUUUUACAUAAAGUUAAUGAAUAACUUG
This is a messenger RNA of Vespula pensylvanica (western yellowjacket), 1729 nucleotides long. RefSeq lists its product as uncharacterized. Gene Ontology annotation, biological process: positive regulation of Notch signaling pathway. NCBI's taxonomy places the organism in Eukaryota, Metazoa, Arthropoda, Insecta, Hymenoptera, Vespidae. Gene Ontology annotation, cellular component: nucleus. The transcript has 5 exons. The coding region runs from base 314 to 1456 and encodes 380 amino acids. The record is from RefSeq and is a predicted model, not a curated record.